UGAUUAAGCUGUUGCCAAGGUGACGUAGUGAUGCCAUUAUGGCGGACUUAUGUUGAAGGUGGUAUGUGUAUAUAAUAUAAUAUAGUUUUUACUAAAAUUACCGCACCUUAUGAUUAUUCGAAUUUUAAUACAUAGUCAACCCUCUGUAAUGCAAUAUGUCUGUUACUAUCCACACAGAUGUCGGAGAUAUGAAAAUCGAAUUGUUUUGCGAAUAUUGUCCUAAAGCUUGUGAGAAUUUUCUUGCACUGUGUGCAAGUGACUAUUAUAAUGGCUGCUUUUUUCACCGGAACAUAAAAAGCUUCAUUGUUCAAACUGGAGACCCAACACAAACAGGGAAGGGUGGAAAUUCUAUAUGGGGUCGGAAGUUUGAAGAUGAGUUCAAAGAAGAUUUAAAGCAUAAUGCACGAGGUAUGGUGUCAAUGGCAAACAAUGGACCAAACACUAAUGCCAGUCAGUUUUUCAUAACAUAUGCACCUCAGCCUCAUUUGGAUCUCAAAUACACUCUAUUUGGAAAGGUAAUAGAUGGUUCUGAUACUCUUGAUGAACUCGAGAAGCUUCCAGUGAACCCAAAAAACUACAAGCCAUUGACUGACACUCGAAUUAACAGCAUCACAAUACAUGCAAACCCUCUGGCUUCAUGAAUAGAGUCAACACAUAACCUGAAUAGAGAGAUGUUUUUAUAUACCUUCGAUUGAUUUUAUUCUGAAGGAUGUAAACCAGGUAGGUCAGGAAGAAAAAAUAUAUAUCACAGUCUGCAGAAAUACCUAACAGAAGAUACCAUAAGAUGUUUUGUGAAGUUCUGAAUGAUGAAAUAACUAAUCAACAAGACAAUUUUGGAUGCUAAAGGAAAUCAUAUGAAUACUGACAGUUAAAAUUUGGAUUGUUGUGCCGGGUAUUGUAUUUAAAAGUAGCAGUUGGAAUAAAAAAUAUGUUACCUAAAGAA
Molecule: messenger RNA, 943 nt
Organism: Zootermopsis nevadensis
Lineage: Eukaryota; Metazoa; Arthropoda; Insecta; Blattodea; Termopsidae
Product: peptidyl-prolyl cis-trans isomerase-like 3
Biological process (GO): protein folding; protein peptidyl-prolyl isomerization
Cellular component (GO): catalytic step 2 spliceosome
Molecular function (GO): peptidyl-prolyl cis-trans isomerase activity
Source: RefSeq, a predicted model, not a curated record